Messenger RNA from Leptinotarsa decemlineata (Colorado potato beetle), 925 nucleotides. RefSeq names its product ferritin heavy chain. Gene Ontology annotation, biological process: intracellular iron ion homeostasis; iron ion transport. Gene Ontology annotation, cellular component: cytoplasm. Gene Ontology annotation, molecular function: ferric iron binding; ferrous iron binding. The record is from RefSeq and is a predicted model, not a curated record. Lineage: Eukaryota; Metazoa; Arthropoda; Insecta; Coleoptera; Chrysomelidae.
AUAUGGAGUGGUGUUGUGCGCAAAAUACUUACAUAUCUACAUUAACUCGGAUGAGUUAGUUCAGUUUUUGUUUAGUCCACCUUCUGCGCCAGUGAGUGUAAAGGCAGACUACUUAACAAAUUACAAUACUAAACUCUGUUAAUCGAUUGUUAUAAUUUUUUGUCCAGGAACCAAAUCAGCUGAACCAUGAAAAGCAUUAUUUUGACAACUGUCUUCAUCUGUGUCAUUGGAUUGGCUUCAUCGGCCCUAGAAUGUUCUUACAAAGAACUGGACAUUCCUAAAGAUUGGAUAGACAUGGAAAAAGCAUGCGUCAAAAAAAUGAGAGCUCAGGUCGAAGACGAGCUCAAAGCUGCCAUGCAAUACAUGGCAAUGGGUGCUCAUUUCUCUAAAGACACCGUCAAUAGGCCCGGCUUCGCUGAAAUUUUCUUCAAAUCUGCCAGCGAAGAAAGAGAACAUGCGAUCAAACUCAUUUCCUACCUUCUCAUGAGAGGAGAACUUACUUCUAAAGUCAGCAGUCUCAUCAAGAGAAAUCUUAUGCCAUCUCAAACGACAUGGACUAACGGAGUGAGUGCUUUGAAAGACGCUCUUAAAUUAGAAGCUUCUGUAACAAGAAAAAUCCGUGAUGUUAUCAAAGUAUGUGAAGAAGCGAAAUCUUUCAAUGACUAUCACCUUGUCGAUUACCUCAGUGGAGACUUCUUAGGAGAACAAUAUCAAGGUCAACGUGAUAUCGCCGGAAAAAUAUCCACCCUUGAAAAGAUGACGGAAAAACACGGUGCUUUAGGCGAAUGGCUGUUUGACAAGAAGCUACUUAAGGGGGAGUUGUAAUCACGCCUUAUUACUUAAUGAGUUUUCUUUCAUGAAGAUGUGUGCCUUACGUUAACGUUUGGAAAUUCUAAAUUGAUUAAAGAUUUUUGUUGAAUUGAAA